GUCAGUAUCGGCUUCGCGGCUAGUCGGUGCACACGUCUCCGUGACGGUCUGAGCCGUGCUCCCGCCAAAAUUACGUUAAACUUUCGAAUAUCGCAUAGCUGAAUUAAAAUUUUAGUAAAAAAAAAUUGUUUAAAAGUUGCCCCAUUUUUUUUGGACUUGAGUGUUUUUUGGUGAUUUUUUUUGUGUUUUUUUUUUGGAAAUUUUGGAAAAAAAUGUGGAGGUGAAUGGAUGUUGUGUAACACUGGACAGGUUAAAAAUGGAGUUGAAAUCGCCAAAAGCGAAGAAAAAGUCGAGCAUAGCAAAACUAAUAUCGUGGGGCAGAAUGUUUAAAACUCCUUUGCUCAUCCUCUUUCUGUUGGGCACCACAAACUGUGAGCGGGAAAGUGAAGUGACAGAACUAGAUUCCAAUUUCAAAAGUGAAGUGACAGAUCUUGAUUCCAAUUUCAAAAUUCAAACGUUUGAAGGCAGCCAUCUUAGGCAUAGACAUAAGAAUGAGACAGAUAGAAAUAAAAUGAGUGAAAUUAAAUAUUUGAGGCGACAUUUAAAUAGAGAUAUAGUGAAUUUUGUGAUGACUGACUAUCUUAUCGAUGGUGAAGUGGAGAACAGAGUGCAUUUUAAUGGUGUGACGGCGAAGGAGACUUAUGUUGGAGCCGAUGGACUCGGUCUAAAACUCCGCCAGUUGACAGAUGGCAGACAUCUUGUCCAAGUGAUAUACACACAAAAUGGCGACAUACAAGAUUGCGAAUACAUAACGCAGGGAAAAUCAGCAAGAAACUUCCUAAAAACAUUAAGAAAAGAAUUAAAAUUAGCUUUAGACGAAGAAAUAUUUAGAAUAGUUAAUAAACAACCAAAUAAUGUUGAGGAAGAAAAGUUUUACCGCCAUUUUGGUAAUGUGACGUUUAGAAUAUUAAAAGAUGGCGACCGAUUGCCGCCUGACAUAUCGAAUUGGUUGGAUUAUGACAAACUGAAGAUGGAGUGCUUAAAAAGGCAUGAAGAAUUAAAAUAUAUGAUGGAGAACAAAAAUAAAGUGGGAGAAAUCUCGCUAACUAGGUCACGGCGAUCGUUCAGGGAGAAUUUUAUCGUGCCUGGAACAAAAUGGUGCGGCGCUGGUCAUAUAGCUGCGAAAUACGGCGAACUUGGGCUGGACGCAGCUGAAGACCGGUGCUGUAGGGCCCAUGACCACUGCAAAUUCAACAUCGGCAUGUUUAAAAGAAGAUUCGGGUACUUCAACUAUAGGCCUUACACGAUAUCCCAUUGCCGAUGUGAUAGGAGACCGAAACGCGACACGAUGGAGUUGCUCCGCGUGCCCGGAACGAAAUGGUGCGGCAAAGGUUUCUCCGCGACGAGAUACGCACAGCUCGGCGGUCACACGAGAACUGACCGUUGCUGUCGCGUGCAUGACCUUAGGUGCCCUUUCUGGAUCGGCGCGUUGGAGAAAAAAUAUGGCUUCUACAAUUGGAGAGUUAAUACUCUGAUGCAUUGCAGAUGUGAUGAAAGGUUUCGAGCCUGCCUCAAAUUGGCUGACACCUCGGUCUCCAACAUGGUCGGGAAGCUAUUCUUCAACGUGGUUCAGACCAAAUGCUUCAUCCUCAAACCAGUUAAGAUGUGCACACAACGCUCCUGGUGGGGCAAAUGCCUAAGAAGAGGCUACACCAAACAGGCCUAUUUACGAGACAACCUACCGUACUAGGCUGAAAAAGGUUACCUUUGUCUAGAAAAUGACAGAUGUCAUUAAUGUCAAUGUCAAUCCAGUGUUGCCGCGUUACAAAACUGCCAGUGUUACCAAUUAAUUUUAGGGUAAUUACCCGAAGUGUGGGGAGAUUAAUGUGGCAAUGCUGGAUUCUUAAUAAUUUAUUUCUGUGAUCGUAUGAGUAACUUAAUGUAUUUUUAAACGUUACUUAAGAUAGGGGGUUGCGUUUCUCAUAGAAAUUAAAUGUGUGUCGAAUACGGGUUUUUGCGUGUUUGUUGAAAAAUCUGUGUAUGAUGAUCUAUAGGCGGGAUUCCACCGAUUUGUUGCAUACCAUGUUUCUUCUGGUCUAGUAGCUCAAGCAAACAGUAACAAAUUGCAUGCGAACACUUCUUAAAUGUCCGCGAAACUGCAACAUUUGCAACGUGAACAAAUGUGCGUGAACAAUUUCGGUGGAAUCUCUCCACAACAUAAACAUGAACUUCAUAUUCCUAUUUUACUGCCAUUGUAAAUAAUUCACUUUAAACGAAUUACAAAAACUAACAUUUCCUUUCUUUAUAAUUUUCUUCUGAUAACUUUGCCACUCUGAAGAAGGUUGCUACUACCUGCUACUGACUUCACUAUAGUCAAAAUAUACAGACGCCAGCAGGUCAACCUACCCAAACCUGUCAAAUGUUAAUAAUCGAACAUUAACCUUCCACUAUUGCGAUAAAGUUGAAAAUCUAUUGAAGAAAUUUGACAGAUUGGGGUAGGCGUCAAAUUGCUUACUUCAGAAGUUCGGAGUAGCAAAGUUAUUUGACCAAUUUAUUCGUUAUCAAAUCAAUUAAUAUUUUAUUUAUGGAUUUACUGCAUUUUAUCAACUGCCAUUGUUUCAGUUCCUUCUUUUUGAAAUUUUCUGUACAUAUGUAUAUUUAUUUGAUAUCUAAAGUUUAAAUCCUGUCUAUUUUCCACAUUUCAUAUUUACGAAAUGGCGGACUAGUCAACUGUCGCCAAUGUCAACAUAAUUUCUGAAAAAAUAUCGCCCACCUAGAUCUAAAGUUUAACUCAAAAUUUUAGUAUUUUGAGUUAUGGAUUAAUCCGUCAAAUUC
Messenger RNA from Helicoverpa armigera (cotton bollworm), 2775 nucleotides. RefSeq lists its product as uncharacterized. Lineage: Eukaryota; Metazoa; Arthropoda; Insecta; Lepidoptera; Noctuidae. The record is from RefSeq and is a predicted model, not a curated record. The transcript has 6 exons. Gene Ontology annotation, biological process: arachidonate secretion; phospholipid metabolic process. Bases 257 to 1690 code for a protein of 477 amino acids.